AUGAAGCCUUGGCUUGCAAUCACAAACCAAGACUUCUCGACUUCACCAUUCAUUACCCACUUCAACCUUCGGGUCCUGGCAAUCGACAAGAACACCUCAUCGCUGGCUAGGAACACUAAGACCAAAUCUAAGCUUGAGCUUGUUUGGGAUGACGCCGAUGAGAGAGUCAUAGUGCCUCAAGGCAUCACCGCACUGAAGGAACUGCAAUCUUUCUUAUUGACCGAGGGCUACAAAGACAGGCAGUCGAUUUUCUCUCAGUAUGGUGACACAUCUGUGGGUCUCUAUAUCGGAGACAAGGUUGUGCCAAGCAGCAUUGCCAACGUCGUCAUCGAGGCGCUGGUGAUGCGUCUUGGGGAGUCUGGGAUGCCAAAAAGACUCGGUGUCCAGCUUUGUGGCGAUGGCCGCAAUUCUGACUACACUUCUGGUAUCAUGAUCGAUACUACACCUGGUGCUGCCUCGCUCAUCAACGCUCAAGUAGCCGUGAGCGCGUGGAGCAAUGCUACGUGUAUCGACGGACUCCAGCACAGUACAAACUUUGGCAGCUUCCUCGUCGACACCUUCAAGGAUGAUACCGCGGUUUCUCGCGCUUCCAACUCUUCGGCAUCGAAGCUCUCGAAGCGCGCAGAGUGCAAAACCAUUCAGGUCAAAUCGGGAGAUGGCUGUGGCGACCUAGCUCAGCGUUGUGGAAUCAAGUCAGCCGACUUCACAAAGUACAACAGCCAGACGAAGAACCUGUGCUCUACUCUGAUCGAUGGCCAGCAUGUUUGCUGUACCUCUGGAGAUUUGCCUGAUUUUCGCCCCAAGCCCAGGCCUGACGGCGGGUGCGCAACAUAUACUGUCGAAUCAGGCGACUUCUGUAGCAAGAUUGCGGCUGCAAACUCUCUCAAGGUUGAAGACAUUGAGAGUUUCAACAAGAAUACCUGGGGCUGGUCUGGGUGCAAUCUCUUGUUCGACAAGGCAGUGAUUUGUUUGAGCAAAGGCGACCCGCCUAUGCCCAACCCUAUUGCCAACGCAGAGUGUGGACCUCAGAAGCCUGGCACGAAGAAGCCUGAGAAGGGGACAGAUCUUGCCGAUCUCAACCCGUGUCCUCUAAACGCAUGCUGCAACAUCUGGGGACAAUGUGGUAUCACGGCAGACUUCUGCAAGAACACCACGCUUGGAGCUCCAGGUACUGCAAAGCCAGGGACCAACGGGUGUAUUUCCAACUGCGGGACCGACAUCGUGAAUAAUAAGUCCCCCCCCUCGUCUUUCAUGUGUGUCGGCUACUUCGAGGCUUGGAAUCAAGAUCGACCGUGCCUCUGGAUGGAUGUUUCGGAGCUCGAAAAGAGAUCUGAACUUACCCACGUUCAUUUUUCAUUUGCUCGACUUACUGAUAGCUUCGAAGUUGAUGUCAGCCACGUCUCCUACCAGUUCAACAAGUUCAAGAAGCUCAGAGGACCCAAACGCAUUCUUGCCUUUGGGGGCUGGGUGGACUCUACUCAUCCUACAAAGUAUCAUAUUCUUCGUAACGCGGUCAAGAUGGAGAAUCGACUUCAGGUCGCAAAGAAUAUUGCAGCUUUCAUCAAGAAGCAUGAUCUGGAUGGUGUUGAUAUUGACUGGGAAUAUCCUGGAGCUCCGGACAUCCCAGACAUCCCCAAAGCCGAUGAAGAGGAUGGGAAGAACUACCUUGGCCUAUUAACCCUUCUCAAGGGCCAAUUGGGCGGUUUGUCGCUAUCCAUUGCAGCUCCUGCUUCUUUCUGGUAUCUGAAGCCCUACCCCAUCAAUAACAUCGCCAAGGUAGUUGACUACAUCAUCUACAUGACCUACGAUCUACACGGCCAAUGGGACUACGACAAUAAAUGGGCUUCUCCCGGCUGUCCGAAAGGAAACUGCUUACGAUCCCACGUCAAUCUCACAGAAACGAUGGGUGCUCUCUCCAUGAUUACCAAGGCUGGCGUGCCCUCGACCAAGGUUAUCGUUGGCAUUACAAGCUAUGGAAGGUCCUUCAAGAUGGAGAAAAAGGGAUGUGUAGGUCCCAUGUGUACGUUCCUCGGGUCCUCGACAGAGUCAUUAGCUCGCAAGGGCGUUUGCACCGGGGAGUCCGGAUACAUCUCGAAUGCGGAGAUUGAGAAUAUAGCCAACAAGCAGGCAACCUGGUGGAUUGACGAGAGCGACUCCGAUAUUCUAGUUUACAAUGAUACCGAGUGGGUUGCCUACAUGUCUGACUCGACCAAGAGGAGGCGGAUUUCCAAGUAUCAAGGACUCAACUUUGGCGGUGUGACCGACUGGGCCGUUGAUCUUCAAAAGUUUGGCAAGCUUGAAAAUAGCAACUUGAUCGAAAUAAUCGACAAGGACGGUAAAUGCAAGUGGAAGACGAAAGAUGGGUUUAGCUGUCUAGACAAACCCGUCAGAGAGUCUGGUAUGAGCCCCAAGACGCGCUGGGAUGCCAUGCGUGCCCCUUGCGCUUGGAGAGACUUGGCGUCUUCUUGGGUCGAUAAGAGAUCAUCUGAGGGUCUGAAUGUCACAGGGAAGGGAAACGCGAACAAGUUCUCCAGGCAUGUGUCAGACCUUGCAGAUGGUUAUGAGAAUUUUGACUGUGCAUCGUUUUCUGUAGGCGUCAAUGGGUGCGAUCAGGAAGACAAAUGUCAGGAUACUGAGGACUCGGGACCUGCCGGUUACUUUAUCCUCAACUCUUUCGCUAGCAUACAUACUACGUUCAAAAGCCUUUGGCAGACUGUCGACAAGAUUGAGAAUGGCAUGCAGUCGAAGCUAGAUCAGCUGGUAGAAACGUUUGCUCCAGAUGUGGAUGGGUCAAGCGAGUUCAAUUUGAUUGCAGACUUUCUCGGAAUCGCCGUGGGGAUGUUUGCCGCUCCCUUCUUCGGCAAGAUUAUGCAGACGAAAGACAGUCAUACCGUCGACAUCAAGGACCUUAUUGCGAACACGGCUUCUUGGGGAGCUACUGUAGCCAAGGAUAUACAGAACAGCAAGAGAGAAACACCCAAGAGCAAAGUCGCUGGCAAGCUCAGCGAGAUCUCAGAUCUCUGGACCGAGUCCAUCGAAGCUUUUACCGAAAAAGCAUUCCGCGGAGACGAUGAGUCUGUCGACCUCAUCGGAGAUUUGAUUGCCGACGGUAAAUUCAACAAUGACGAAUUGACCUUUGACAUGUCAGAUCUUCGAAAACAACUGCGCAAAGUCUUUUUCGCAGUCCUCAUCCCCGAGGCUUGGAAGGUUGGCGCAGGAUAUGCUCCGGCCUUCGUCAUGGAUUCCGGUUAUGAUUGCAACGCUGUCGGGCCUCUCGACUACGAGUACAUUGCUCCGAGCACUGGCGAGGAGAUGGGGUACUGCUACCAAGGCCGGAGGUAUUAUCUCCUUGCGCCGAAUGGCCGGGAGCGGAACUGUGAUCCUCAGGUACCCGGUGGCACAGGCGGUAAUCCCACAGACUGCAAACCCAACUACUUCACCGCGCCACAAGGAAUAGAAAAUCUGGAUCCUAAGAAUCAGGGUGCCUACGACUGGGGAGGGAUCACUGCCCAAGAUCUUGUCGCUGGGGCGGUCGAGGGUUGGAAGGCCAACAAGGAGAAAAAUGGUGGUGGGUUUCUUGACCUGACCAAAACCAGCAAUUACGACUUUCUCCUUGGAGACAACCCAAGCGAGGAGAUGGUUGGUGAGCUGGAUUUGAGGGUGGCUGAGCCGUUUGACUUUUUUCAUAUGUAA
Molecule: messenger RNA, 3693 nt
Organism: Fusarium verticillioides 7600
Lineage: Eukaryota; Fungi; Ascomycota; Sordariomycetes; Hypocreales; Nectriaceae
Exons: 7
Coding region: 1-3693 (1230 amino acids)
Biological process (GO): carbohydrate metabolic process
Molecular function (GO): chitin binding; hydrolase activity, hydrolyzing O-glycosyl compounds
Source: RefSeq, a predicted model, not a curated record